UAAGUUAUUAAAUUUGAAUGUACGCAAUUACUAAUAACUUUCAUCAUUUAUUUUCUAUUUACUUCCAAACAGAAUCCAUUCCAAUUAGAUCUGGUCACUUCAGUCCAGCUUUUUUCCACCAGCAUGGGCUUCGAGCAGAUAUCAUUACCUGAAAAAGGAUCUGUGGAAGAUAAUUUAAUGGGUUUGGUUUUAAAAAAUCCAAAUUUACGUUUACUGGUAAAUAAUAAAACUGUUAUCCGGGCUGAUCAUGGGAGUCUUAACAAAGUUAAAAUCAUAUCCGGAGGAGGAAGUGGCCAUGAGCCAGCUAUGUCUGGUUUUGUGGGAGCUGGUUUUUUAACAGCAUCUGUUUCUGGAGAAAUAUUUGCCGCUCCUUCAAGUUCUGAUAUUUUUCAAACUAUACUCGAACUGGGAAAAGACCAUGAGCCAGGAAUAUUAAUUAUCAUUCUCAACUACACUGGAGAUAGGCUAAAUUUUGGAUUAGCAAUUGAGCGUGCCAGAUCUUAUAAUAUAAAUGUAGAAAUGUGUAUUGUAAAUGAUGAUUGUGCAAUAAAAAAUUAUAUACCUUCAGUUGGUCGCAGGGGUUUAGCAGGUGCAGUUUUAAUAAAUAAAAUUGCAUGUGCAUUAAGCGAUAAAGGAUGGUGCUUAAAAGAUAUUUCUUCAUUCAUUAAUUGCAUAUUAGCAGAAAAAAGAAUUAAAAGCAUUGGAAUAUCCAUAAACAAAGAUAAUGUUGAACUUGGAAAAGGAGUACAUGGAGAACCAGGCUCAAUGUUUCUGAAAUUAGACAGUGAGGAUUAUAGGAGCAUGGUUAAUAAAAUGCUUAAUACUUUAUUCGAAGAUCUUCCCAAAUCUUCCAAGCACUUUUUUAUUUUAAUAAAUAAUCUUGGAGGUCAUACGGCCACUGAAAUGUGUACUAUAAGGAAUGAAGUCAUACUUCAACUCAAAGAUGAAUACAGAGACUACUUUAAUAAUGGGGUUGUAAGAAUUUAUUGUGGAACUUAUUUGACUAGUUUAAAUGUAAAAGGAUUUUCUAUAAGCAUUCUAUUAGGAGAUGAAUUGAUUACAGAAUGCAUGGAUCAUUUGUGUGAUACUGAUGCAUGGAAGGCUUCUUAUAUUAAUUUAGAGAACUAUUUAUAUGAUGACAUAUUUAUUAAAAAUAAAUAUUCUAUUGAAAUAGAAAAUAUUGAACCGACGGGUCCAAAAUUAAGCUCCAAUGGAUCUAAGAUGGUUCAUCAAAGCUUAUAUUAUAUUUGUGAAGCCUUAGUAUCAUGUGAAAAACAAUUGAAUAUUAUAGAUUCAGAAGCUGGAGAUGGUGAUACAGGAUCAACAAUUGCUAGAGGUGCAGCUGAGAUUUUAAAGCUUCUAGAAACUGAAGCACUAAAUUUAAACUAUCCUGAAAUAUUUCUGAUUCAAAUUAGCAAAGUUGCUGAAAAGUUUAUGGGUGGAACAUCAGGUGCCUUAUACAGCAUUUUCUUUCAAGCUGCUUCAAUAGUAUUCAAGCAAUGUUUAGUAAUUAACUUAGCUUCAUGGACUACAGCGCUGAAUAAUGGAAUCAAAGCCAUCCAAAAUCAUGGCCAUUCAAAAGUUGGUGAAAGAACUAUGUUAGAUCCUCUGCAUGCUGUCCUGAAUGCUUUAAAUAAUUCCAUCCCUCGUACAGAACCUGAGUUCAGGGCGUUAGAACAAGCAACAGAAGCUGCUGAGCAAGCUGCACUUUUAACAGUUAAUAUGCCACCACAAGCCGGUAGAGCAGUUUAUUCAAGAAAGUCUGUGAAUACACAAUAUCCUGAUGCUGGUGCUCAUGCUGUUGGAAUAUGGAUGAGAGCUUUAUGUGAAGCUGUAAGAACUUUCACAAUGUAA
This is a messenger RNA of Ctenocephalides felis (cat flea), 1854 nucleotides long. RefSeq names its product triokinase/FMN cyclase-like. Lineage: Eukaryota; Metazoa; Arthropoda; Insecta; Siphonaptera; Pulicidae. Gene Ontology annotation, molecular function: glycerone kinase activity. Gene Ontology annotation, biological process: glycerol catabolic process. Gene Ontology annotation, cellular component: cytosol. The record is from RefSeq and is a predicted model, not a curated record. The transcript has 7 exons. Bases 124 to 1854 code for a protein of 576 amino acids.